Messenger RNA from Trichoderma gamsii, 3102 nucleotides. RefSeq lists its product as hypothetical. Bases 1 to 3102 code for a protein of 1033 amino acids. Lineage: Eukaryota; Fungi; Ascomycota; Sordariomycetes; Hypocreales; Hypocreaceae. The record is from RefSeq and is a predicted model, not a curated record. The transcript has 5 exons. Gene Ontology annotation, cellular component: cytoplasm. Gene Ontology annotation, molecular function: protein binding. Gene Ontology annotation, biological process: positive regulation of TORC1 signaling.
AUGGAUCGCCCUGAGCCGGGGCUUGUCAAGUGGUCUCCCAAGGCCUCUGUAGACAGCUUCGUGCACAUUAAUCUGCAGCAUCGGGUUGUCCAGCUCUACGAACCCACUGGCCACGCGCGCGCGGGAAGGUUUGAUUAUGCCAAGGUCAGCAGGCACGAUGAUUUCCCUCCCCUCACGACGUAUGACUGGUCUCCGGAGAAUCCCAGUCUGCUAGCUGUUGGUACGCAAGCUGGUAUAAUAAAUCUCUUGAGAAUCGACGACAGCUCCAAUGCCUACAUCGAGCUCGGUCUUAAAAUGUCACGUACUUGCCAAGCUGUCUCAUUCAACACGACUGGGCUGCUGGCAGUAGGCUUGGAUCGCGUUCGGAUGGACCAGAGUUUACAAGUGUGGGAUGUCAAUCGCCUAUCAUCUGUGGUAUCUCCUGGCAGCAAGGGAUUUCCUAGUAAUUGGGGCAGCCUUUCAGACCCCAAGAGAGCUGAGCCUAGCGUAUCUGUUUCCAGCAUCAAGUUCUUUGAGGAUAGCCCCAAUGUGCUGGUAGUUGGUAUUAAGGGUCAAGGUGUCAGGAUACAUGACCUUCGUGCAAUUGAUUAUGCCGAUCAAAAUUAUUUUGCAUCAUCAGCUCUUGAUCAUCCCGGAGUCAUGAUAUGGGAUCGAAGGGCAACCUCUCGGCCUGUCGCUUCUCAUGUAUAUGCGCAGGCUGUUGAGGAGGAUGAAUUACCUUGGGGCGGAGCGUUGCGCCUUGAUACAGUUGUUGAUACAGACUCGGACUCAGCGGCUGAAGAGAAGCACUCACUCAUCCGCUCUCUGCGUUACUGCCGAGACCGUCGUGGCUUAUUGGCCGUGUUAUCCCGUAACGGACAGCUCAAGAUCCUUGAAACGAACAAGGAACUUCCAUCGUCAGAUACUGUAUCACAUGAGGGCCCUGAACUUCUCAAGGUACAGAAAUCGCACGAGAUGGAUGUCUCUUACCGCGACAACUCUAGAAAGAAUGAUCGGAUUGUCUCAUUCGACUGGGUGACGUUGGGCUCAACUGCUCUGCGACCUAGACUUUUGGUGCUACGCGCAAACGGCGGAUUUGAUAUCCUAGAACAGCCGUCUAAUACAGCAGAUCACAUCUUCAAACUUGUGCCUUGGCAAUCUCCUCAUCGUGGCCUCGAAGAAAACACUCCAUAUCAAGAUCUAAUGCAUUUCGAGACUGCGCAGGCUCCAAAAAUGCUUGCUCCAAUUAUCAUUGAAGACAGCUUAUCUGAUGUUUCGGUCUUUGGGUCGGAUAAAGUGAGUAUCGAGGCAAGCAUUGACAAAGCUCUCGAUCCGAAAACGCCGAUAUCGGUUACCGUUGAAGUCAUUGAUGAGAUCACUUCGCCUUUGCCGGAGUCUUUCCAUAAAGCUGAGACGAUUGCAGAGAAGCUUCGCAUUUUACGCAACUAUGUGCGCGAGGAAACCGCCAUUCCUGGCUCGCCUGACGAAGGCAGACCGCAUGCCAAAGACGUGAAGCGGCUAAUGAAUAGCAAACCCGGCUCCGCCAAUAUCAGUUCCAAUGGAAUUGGUUCUUGUAGUGAAAUUCACGAGGCACUUCUUGGUACUCUCGCGUCCUCAUCGGGGCUUCCAAGAGAGGCACAAUGUGUAGUCGACCAUGUCAAAUUAUUGCGUGCUAAAGAGAAAUACUUGUUCGACGCCGUCACCAACAGAAAUGUGACAUCUGAUGACCCCUGGAAACGGUUUGUUUGGGAUUGGAUUGGUGACGCGGAGCGAGCUGCGGAUGAUGGCGGCAUGGUGUUCUCUCACAUGGAUCUAAGCUACUUGGGCGUGCAUGCAAUAUGGACUAACAACUUGGGCCGAACUCCAAGCACUCGCCUGUCUGCUGGCGCCCCUGUUCCCGAUGCGAAUCAGUGGGAACGUUACAUUGGCUCGUACUGUAAGAAGAACCAGCUACCUAGGUUCGAUGGUGUUGUGACAAAGAAGCCUCACCACCGCCAGCUAUGCCUUGAAAUAUGCAGCUGGGGAGAUUCCCAGAAUCAUGAGCCUGGCGGCUUAGAUCGAGAGGCAGACCCGGAGUACCCAGCUGGCAAUCAUACAAUGGCAGCAUCCCGGGCUCUAUUUAGAGGCGACACACAGCUAGCCGUUGACAUAUUGAAAGAUGCCAGCCCGUUGCAUCCAGAGCUGCUCUUCGUUUCAUUAGCUUUGCAGCUCAUAAGCCGAGAAGGCAAUCAAGUUCCCAAAGAGAAGCUAGAUAUCGAUGAAGCAGUUGCAUCAAAGACAGACCCGUACCUCCGGGCGAUAUCAUCCCUGAUAGCUACGGGGGAUUGGACCAUUAUCGCUAAUCAGGCGUCCCUACCUCUCGCAGACAGAGCCUACGUUGCGUUCCGCAACUUCACAGACGACCAACUCACCACAUGGCUCCGCGAACAAGUCUCCCGCGCUGUGAAAGAGGGAGAUAUCGAGGCCAUCUGCCUUACUGGCAUCACAGAUACCAUGGUUGACAUCUUUGCACGCUACGUCGAAAAGUUCAACGACUUCCAGACUGCCACGCUGGUCAUGUCCAUCUGCGCUCCGCGAUACAUUGAUGAUAUUCGCUGCCGAGCAUGGCGCAACGCUUACCGCGCCUAUCUCCAACGCCACCGCUUCUUCUUCCAGCGAACAAAGUUCGAGGUCGAGUCCACGAAGCGCUCUAAGCGCGAUGGAAUCCCCGCGCUGAAGCCCCCGUCUCGCCAGGUCGCUCUCCGCUGCGUCUACUGCGAUGCCAGCACGUCUCUCGCCAACCACCAUGGUGCGGCUCCCAUGGUGCCCUCAUCUACCAUGGAGACGCGCAACCCCAUGCUCGCAACGAGCAUCAACUCCGGCGUGAGCUGUCCCAACUGCGGAAGACACCUCCCUCGGUGUAUUCUCUGCUACGAAGUCGUUGGCGUGCCGCGCUCGGAUCGGCCCGAAGAAAAGGAGGAGACUCGCAUGGCGAGCCGGUUCCCUACGUUUUGUCUCCGGUGCGAGCACGUACUGCAUUUGGAUCACGCGAGGGAGUGGUUUGCGAGGCACGUCGAGUGUCCUGUACCGGAGUGUCGCUGCCGGUGCAAUUUUCGGGCAAACCCAGAGCUGAACUAUCAUUAA